Molecule: messenger RNA, 18475 nt
Organism: Nematostella vectensis (starlet sea anemone)
Lineage: Eukaryota; Metazoa; Cnidaria; Anthozoa; Actiniaria; Edwardsiidae
Product: golgin subfamily B member 1
Exons: 25
Coding region: 125-17215 (5696 amino acids)
Source: RefSeq, a predicted model, not a curated record
CUUUGUAACCCGGCAUCCAGCUGACGUGGUGUUCGAAGGGGAGCCGAAUGAAUCAACAUGGCGGUCAAAUGGGAGCUAAACACAACAUAAAAUGCAGCCCAGACCGCCACAUUAACGCUAUAAAAUGUGGGGACGAAUCAGCUCUGUGGCCCAAGUGGUCACAGAUAAAUUAGAGGAGUCAUUUGGUGAAUCUCAUGACGAAGCAAGCGCUCCUGGUUCUGCGACUAAGGCAAAAAGUUUGUCCGAUCAAGUGUCAGAAUUAAAGCAGGCUUUGAAUGAGUCAGAAAAGCGCAAUGAGGACAUCAAUCAUGAAUUCCAAAAGCUAUUAAGACAGAAAGAGCAAGAGAUUUCAGAGCUAAAAAAUAGAUCACCCCAGCCUCCUAGCACUGGCUUAGAGUCACAUCAGGGGAGUACAGAGGAACCAGGACUUCAGAGAACAGUAGAUGUGUUACAAAAGCAGCUUGCAGACAAGAAUGCUGAGCUUGAGGAAUGCAAAAGUCAUUAUGAGCACAAGUUCAACAAGCUCAAAUCUGGUGCCAAAGCCAAAAUAAACCGACUGGAGGAGGAGCUAGUCUCACUGAGGUCACCUGGUGGAGAAACUGAGACCCCAAGGCCUUCAGGCUCACCCAAAAAGUCUUUAAACAUAGACAAGUUGCUGAGUGAAAAAGAUGCUGCCAUACAAUCCUUAACACAGCAACUUCAAGUAAGCCUUAAACGAGAAGAAGACCUAGUGAUAGAGGGCCGGCAGAAUGAAGAGAAAUGCAUGCACGAAAUAGCCUUGAAAAUCAUGGAGAUUCAAAAUUUGAAGAUUAAGGAGGAAGAGGGCAAGCAGCUGGUGGAGGAAAGGAACAAGACGGUCCAGGAGUUGAUGGAUAAAAUGGAGGCGCAGAAAAGACUGAUUAGUAACAGGGAUGAGGUCAUCGAGCAUUUGCAGUCAAUGAAAGACAUCCAGGGCGGGGCUGAUGAGAUGGUAGGGGUGCUCCGUGAACAGGUAGCGGCCAUGAGUAAUAAGAUUGAGUCCCUUGUCGAGGAGUGUGAGAAGCACAAGAGGCAGACCAAGCUGCUACAGAAAGAGAUUGACGACCAGAGGGAGGCUGUGGCUGCAAAAGACCAGCUGGAGCAAGAGAUAACAUCCCUGAAGCAGCAGCUUGAACAGCAAGAGGCAGAUCAUCAGUCGACGAUACGCAUGCUGCAGGACCAGAUUCUUGCCAAGGAACAAAGGCUUGUAGCUGAGAUAGCCGAGGUUGAGCGCUCUUACAUGGAGACGGAGCACAUGCUGAGGGAGCAACUAGACGAAAAGACAAGCAUCAUCCAGGCAAAAGAUGAAGCUGUUGGUGUGCUAAAGAUGGCUUUGCAAGAUAAGAACUUCAAAGGAGACAGCGGGCAAAAGGUCUCAGCUGAGGGCGAGAAGCUUGUCAACUUUCUAGAGGAGAGAAUCAAAGAAAAAGAAGAAAUCAUCAAUAGUCGAAAUAAAAUGGUAGAAUCAUUGCAAGCGGGGUUACAACUUAAAGAGAAUACUAUAAAGGACAACGAGAUUGCCAUUUCAAAGCUAGGUCAAACAGAAAAUGAUCUGAAGAAAGAUAUAGAACUUCUGAAGGACGAAUGGGGAAAGCGGGAGUUAGAAUUGAACGAUAUAAUUAAUAAUAUGAGACUUAAUUUAACCUCGGUGCAGGAAAAACACGAAACUGAACUUAACGAGAAACAACUCAAAGUUCAACAGCAAGAAGCGUUUAUAAAGAGCCAAGAAGAAGCCUUAGCAGCUUUGCGAACCGAGCUUCAGAACGCAGGAAAGACGUCAGAUGAGGCUAUCAAUGAAAGACUCCUGCUCUUGGAAAACGAAAAAGAGAGGCAGUUCUUGGAAGAGAAGCGUGUUUUCGAAGAAACAGAGAGGUCCUUGCAUGCGGAGCUGGAGCGGAUGUCAGCCGAGAAGGACAAAUUAUUGAAAGAUGUGGAACCAUUAAGGACUCAAGUAUCCGAGAGGAACAAAGAGGCAAAGGAAGCGAAGGAAAAAUUACUGAAGGCAAAGGGUCAGAUGAAAAUGAAGAUAACGAGCUUAGAGAAGGAGAAGAAAAAGUUGACACAAGAGCUGGAGCAGCUGAAAAAGGGCAAACCAGUGGCUGCCAACUUGAGCAAACUCAAAGAGAAGAUUGCAACAUUAGAAGACGAGAAUGCAACACUUCAGUCAAGAGAAGCGAAACACGGUGAGACAAUGGCCAGUCUUGAGCAGCACCAACAGAAGCUAAGGGAGCUUUCCGAGCGUUGCACUAUGCUUGAACAGGAAAACAAGAACUUGACUAUUAAGCUUGUAGAAUCUGAGGAGGAAAAAGGCCAUGUCCAACUUCAGAAUGUCGAAUAUGAGGAUAAAAUCUCCAAGGAGGAGAAACAGUUCGCCUCUGACCAAAACACAAGGGUCGAGGAACUGACCCGAGAACUUGAAUCUACUAGACAAGAACUACAGCGAAUCUCUAGUGAGUUUGAAAAGGAAAAAGGUCUGAAUGAGGAAUUGAGGAAAGAUGUAGGGGACCUUGCAUUUAAGGAGAGCUUCAUCGGGAAAGAGAAGAGUGGUUUGGAUCGGAAAUAUAGUGAACUUGUGGAGGCAAAUGAGAACCUUAGGGAGAAUCUAUCUGAAGUGGAAGGUUACUUGCUAAGAGAGAGAGAAGAGAAAGUCUCACUACAGAUAAAGACCGUUCAUGUGGAGGAAGAGAAGGAUGCGUUAGAUGCAAAAGUCAAGGAGCUGCAGCAAGCUCUCGAUGAUUUUAUCUGGACCACGGACAAAGAGAAGAAGGCUAAAAUGAUGGAUUCACCACAAGAGGAUGAUUUACCUGGAGAUGAGGAGAUGGCAGUGAGUGGUGGCGAGUCUACCAUCGUACCGCCCUCUAUGGAGGGUUCCACGUUCACGGAUAUCGUCAAGCUAUUGGAAGACGAGAAGUACGGCCUUGAGCGCAGACUCGACAUACUUGUUAAGGAACGGAAGAACCUGCAGGGGCGCGUUGAAGAGCUGGAGGAGAUGCUAGAGGCUGAGCGUGAGAAACAACACAAGAAAAACGAGGAGAUCAGCUCUGACGAGGAUGCCGAACAGGCUAGACAGGCCUUGGAAGAGACGAUGCACACCACCAUAGAGGAGCUGCACGAGGAAGUGGAGACACUCAGGUCACGCUUGCAAGAUGUUGGUCAGGCCAAGCUUGAGGCUGAAAAGCUCCUACAAGAUACCCAAGCCACGGUGCAGCAGCAAAGUGAAGAGGUUCGGUCCUUGUCCAGUGAUAUUGAUAGGCUAAACCUGCAGCUGGCUGAAGCUGGGAAUCUAAGGGAAGAGAACGCUUCACUCCGGCAACAGUUACUUGAUACAGAACACACAAGGGCUUCAAUAGAAGCACAAGUAGCCUCGAUGCAAGAAUCUAACGCGAUAGAGAAGGUGCCACCCUCGACCGAGAUUGAAAGCUUGAACGUAAGGUUAGAUGAGGUUACCAACGAAUGCUUGCAGACAGGGGCUGAGAAAGCUAAACUGGAGGAGCAGCUACAGGAGAUACUUAGCAGCAACCAGUCCAUGCUCUCUGAACUCCAGAGCACGCUGGACUCCAAGGAGCAGGAGAAUGGCGAGUACCUCAGGAAGCUUGACGAGCAGCUUGAACAGAGCGAGAAGCAUGCGGAGUAUCUGGAAGGCCGGAUCGCACAGCUUCAGCAGAACCUGUUCCUUAUUAGGUCUACAUUGCAAGGUAAAGAAAAGCUGAUAAUCAACGUCCAGCACGAGCUUGAGAAUAAGGAUCAGACGAUCACAGAACUCCAAGAUCAAAUCAGGCAGAAUGAAGAUGAACUAGUGCUGUUUGGCGACAAAGUAGCCGCAAAAGAGAAUGACUACUCACAAGCACAGCAUCUACUGGUACUGAAAGAUGCUAGUAUCUCCGCUCUAAACGAUAAACUCGAGGAAAGAAAUGCACAGCUCGAGAAAGCAACGAAGAGUCUGCAGCAACGUAAAAAGCGUGCCGAGGAACUGGACUCUCGCCUCGAACAGCUGGACAAGGCAACUGCUGACGCUAUUAAACAAAGGGACCUCGAGAUAUGUACACUCAAGGAGACCAUCGAAAACCUUAAGAAAGAAAAAAUAGAUAUAGAAACUCAUUUGCAGUCAAGUUUGACAGAGAUGUCUUCCGCUGAAGAGGAGAAAAAUGCAGAGUUUGAAGGUUUGAAGAAGCGGCUGUUAGAGCUGCAAGCAAGGGAGGCAGAGCUUACAGAUAAGCUUGCUGUUGCUGAAAACACGGCGAAGGAUCUGGAUGAAGUGAACGCCUCCUUACAGGCACGACUUUCUGAACUUCAAGCUUUAAACAACGAGCUUGAGGAGAAGCUGAUGGACUUAUCACGCGUUGGGGAAGAACUGAAAUCCGAAAAUGAAGGGCUGCAACAGAAGUGUUUGGAUCUUGAAAAACAAAGAGACACGAUUAAGCAAGACUUAGCAGAUGUGCAGAAAGAACAUGAGAAUCUUAAAUCUGCUGUUUCAAUAUCCGAGGGGGAACUUUUGAGAUUCAAAAACACAUUGCAGUCAGAAAAGGAGGAGUUUGAGAAAAAGCUAAGCUCUUUGCUUGAGCAGCUAUCAGAAAUGGAGUCAGAAGUUUCCGUUUUGAAUAAAUCAUGUACCGAGAAAACUAGCGAGGUUGAACAUCUAAAGAGGCAGCUAUCAAAUCGUGACGAAGAGCUGGAGGAAAUGACUUCGGUAAAAGAAAGAAUCGUCGACGAGUUAACAAACCUAUUUACCGAUCGGGAUACCAGGGUAAAAGAACUAGAACAGAUGAUAGAGGAAAGAGCUCAUGAGUACGGACAGGAAAUUGAGGAAAGAAAUAGCGUCAUAAGGGAGCUACAACAGAAGGAAGAAGCUUUAGUGGAUGCCCUUGAAGAGAAAGGAGAUGAAGCAUCUAGCGCUGCUGGUGAUUUGAAACUGAAGCUUGACGCUCUUAAGAUACAGCUUGAAGAGAAAGCCCAAUUGGCUGAGCAGCUCCGCGCACAGGUAGACGAGAAGGGGCGGCAUAUAACCCAGCUUGAAGGGUCGAUUAAUGAGUACAAAAUUGUUUUAGAAAAGAGAGACUCUACUCUUUUAGAUCUGGAGAAGGAGUUGGAAAAUAAGAUUGAGGAAUCGAAUCGUGAGAAUGAGGAGAAGAGUGCUUGGAUAAGGGAUGUCGAAGAGAAGGCCCUUGAGAUUGCCAAUGUGCUUGAACAGAGGGACAAGACGAUCGGUGUUCUGAAUUCGAAGGUGAAGAACAUGCAGCAGGAGCUGGAGCAGUAUAAGAAAGAGUUACAAGAGAGUCUGUCCAUCAGUACGGUGAUGGAGCAGACGUUGCAGGUUAAGGAGGCUUCGCUUAUUCAAGCUGAAGAGACGCUAGAAGAGCUCCAAGAAAAUCAGCAAUAUAUUGAAAAGGUUGAGCAGCUAGAGAAACUACUUGGAGAAAAGGAAGAAGGUAUCAAGGCUUUGGCGGACGAGCGCGAUCGACUUCAAGGUGCUUUACAAGAAUCUGACCCUAAGAUUGCUGGAAUACAAGGAUUAUUAUCCGAGAAAGAAACAAGUAUUCUAGCACUACGUGGAGAACUCGAGGCUGAAAAAGCUAACGCGGAAGCUUUGGCUACAGAAACAAUAAAGUUGAAGGAAUCCCUUGAUGAAGCCCAAGGAUUACUAUUGGAAAAAGAGGCAUUAAUAGCAGAUUUAAGUGAAGUACAGACAAGACAAGCUGAAGUAAAUCAACUGAAAGACGCCCUUAAUGAGAAAAGAAAGAUCGAGAAAGACCUAACAGAAAUGUCCCAAGAGCUUGGUCGUGAGGUUGUUCGGCUCAAAGACGAGUUGGGAAAACAAGCAAGCAAUGAACUGUCAUUUAUAGCCAAAACAACUGAGCUUGAAGACCAGCUAGUUUUGUUAAAGGAAGAGUUGAACUCACGGGUUUCAAGUCUGGAGAAUGUAUCUAAACAACUUGCUGAGCUGCAGUCAAGUGCCUUAACUAAAGACGAAGAGAUUUCCAGUUUGACGAAACGCCUCCAAGUGACUGAGAAGAAAGGCCUAGAGCAAGUGUCGUCUUUAAAUGACAUCGUCAAUGUCUCUGCAGAGCGAAUACGAGCACUAGAAGAGGAGUUGGGUCACCUGAAGGCAUCAAAAGAUGAGUUAAAUACACUCCGUAACUCAUUUGCGGAAGAGUAUUCCUCUCUUCAGCAGAUGCUAGGAGAGAAGGAAAACGAAAUUAGUCUACUUGAGGCGAGCUUAAAUGAACGAAAUCAGAGCUUCACGGUAAUGGAAACGAGCUGCCUCGAAGCAAAUACCAAGGCGGAGGAAGUUAAAAGUGAACUUGAUCAAGAGCUCGUUAAGCAUGAGGCGGAGGUUGCUACGUGGAAAAAGCGAGCACAGGCAUUGAAGAAGAAGUACGAAGCUACCCUGAAAGAAAAGGGAGAACUAGAGAGUUCGCACAAAGAGCUAAGCGACGCCCUUGCUGCUCGCGCUACUGAGGUUCAGUGUUUAAGAGAUGAGUUAAAGGACAAUGAACAGGGGAUGGAUAACAGCUAUCAGGCUAUCCUGAAAGAGAAAGAAGAGCUAGAGAGAUCACACAAAGAUCUUAAUGAGGCCUUGACUACCAGCGUUACUGAAGUUCAAUCUUUAAGAGAUGAGCUACAGAGCAAACAACGGGAUGCUUUGCAGCUAGCACAGUUAAAGAAGCAAUUCAGGGAGCAGGGGAAUGAGCUGAGCCAAGCAACUGAAGAGCUUGAAGAACUGCGAGAGGAGCAUGUGAAGUUGUUGUCUUCGUCUGAGUAUGCUGAUCUCGAGAGAAGUCAAUUAAGGAAAAGAUUAUCCGAUUUGGAAGGGCUGAUGGCUACACUCAAGAACGAAAAGGAGUCACUAGAACACGAGCUUGGGUCUGCACGAGGGAGAAUCGAUGAUCUAGAGACGAAAAAGAACCUACUGACGGAACAGCUAGAAAUCCUCAACGAAAAUCUUAACUUGAAGAUUCAAGAACUAGGCAUGGCUCAGACAGAGCUUGGAACACUCCAGAGUGUCGCUAAUGCGACAGGCGGUGUUGACGAUGCAUUGAAGGAAACAAAAGGGCUGAUCGAAGAAAAAGAAAACUUAAUAAAGAGCAAAGAUGCUCAGAUUGAAAUGAUGAACGAAAGUUUUGAGGUUCAAACGGAGCAGAUUGCAGCCUUAAAAGGCGAACUUAAAGCAUCGACAGAGAAAACCGCAGAGCUUGAACAGCAGCUUUUAGAGCGAUUAGACGAAAAGGAGAGGGAACUCAGCGCCCUACAGGCCUGUCUUGAUGAAAGAGACUCUAACUGCAGUGCUCUUGAAAUCAGCUUCCAUGAAGUCAACAGUAAGGCGGAGGAAAUGAAAGCGGAGUUUGAGGGAAUCCAGGAGAAACACGAGGCCGAGAUUGGAACAUGGAAAAAGAGAGCUCAAAACCUGAAAAAGAAAUACGAAGCUCUUGUUAAAGAAAACAGCACUAUGAAGGAGGAAAUGGAUUCACUUCGUAGUGAGGCUGAACAAAAGAAAAUGGAGUACGAAAGUAAAGAACAGGCGAUGCAACAGUUACAGAGUGAGAGAGAAGUGCUGAAUAGAAACACUGAAGGGCUUAAUGAAGAGUUGGCCAACUUAAAUAAAAUCGUGGAAUCUCAUUUCUUAGAAAUUGCUUUAUUAAAAGAGGAUUUACUAAGCAAAGACAUGGAUUCGCAACAACUGAAGGAGCUUAAGGAAAGAUUCCGGGAGCAGGCAUCCGAAAUAAGCCAAUUCCAGCAAGACUGUAUCAUCCUGAAGGAGGAAAACGUCAGUCUUUCCAAGGCCGUCGAGGAGGCUGUAGCCGAGGCUGAAAAGGAAAGAGAGGUGUCUCAAGAAAUAAGAUCAGAGCUGAAUGAGUUGACAGCCAAGAAGGCUGCAGAGUUUGAGGAGCUAUCAGCAUCGAAGGAUGCAAUGUUAGACUUGGAACGCCAGAAAGAGUCGCUUUCUGAAAAACUUCUUGAGACAAACGAAGAAUUAAAUUUAAAGGCAGCGGAAACCGAAGAGCUGAAGUCGAGGCUAAGUAAUGAGUUACAACGAAAAGAGGAAGAAAAUGAGUUGUACGAGUUACUCAAUAGAAAGGCCGAGGAAAUAGAAAAUCUUAACUCUCAAGUGGAAGAGCUAGAGUCAAAAAUAGCUGAAACUAUUUUUUCGGAAAGUAGCACAAGAAAUGAACUAGAAAACUCCAGAGAGGAAGUGGAUCACCUUCGAUCUGAGAUCAAGAGCAAACAGGAACUGCUGGAUGCCAAGACUGAGUUAUUGGAGCAAAGAGAUAUUGAACUGAUCAUGGCACAGGAAACAGUCAGUGCUUUGCGCCAUUUCGAGGUAGAAAACGCCGAAUGGGAAGGGGAGCGAGUGAUGUAUAAUUCAGCCAUUGAGAAGGAGGUUGAGUUCCGUAGAAUUCUCGAGAAGGAGCUAGAAGACUGUAAACAGCAGCUUAAGGAUUAUUUCGAGGAAAGAGAGAAAGCCGAAGUUGGUUUCAAGCAAGCGAUUGCUGAGAAAUCUCUUCAAAAUGAAACCCUUGCGGAAGAAAUUGGAAAUCUUACAAAUGAACUUCUUAAUCUGCGUUCACAAGGUCAAGAUGACACGAUUCCUAGGGAAGUGUUUGUUGAGGAGAAAAAGGCUCGAAGCGAAUUACAAGUUGCUUCUUCUAAGGAGGAAGCAAUAGAAACUAUCCAGCAUUCCGUUCAAGAGGAACAAUUGCAAGAUUGUGCACCCGAUGCUAAUUUUAACGAAGAGCUUGAGACACUCCGACACAAGCUUGAAGAAGUGACUGCAGAAAAGGAAGCAGAAAAGCAGCAAAUUCGAGAAGACCUCUCUAAGAAAUAUGAUGAGUUAAGGUUUCAUAAAGAUUCGGUGAUAGCUAGACUGAAGGACAAGAUCCGAGAAAAGAUUGAACUGAAUAAGAAGCUAAAUAUUGAGCAUAAAGAGAAACUGGGAAACACCGUGAAAGAGCACAAGAAAGCGAUUAAUGAGUUAAAUGAGAGACUAUCGAAUGAGAUUGCUUUAAAAGAGGAGCUGGCUUUUGAACUUGAGAAACUGGUAUCUGAAGUCGAGCAGUUAAAAGAACUGGAGUUUGCAAAUAAUGAAUUGAGGCACAGUUAUUCUGCAAAGGAGGAAGAAUUGAAUAAUCUUAAGGACGAGUGUAAAGGUGAAAGACAGAAGAACGAUGAAGUUAAUUUGCGAUUACAAGAAGCCCUUCAUGCAGCAGAGAAUCUGAAACUUGACUUGGAAAGAACUCAGACAGAAAAGCUAGAACUGGAUCUCAGACUUAAGUCUGCUCUGCCAAACUCGCAGAAAGAAGACUUGAUGAAUACCUUGUCCGAGAAAGAUCGGUUUAUUCAGCAACUGAAGAAGAAAUUGAAGGAAGAAAGGAACGAGGCAAAGGAGACGUCAGAUAAACUGAAUACUGCUCUUGUUGAAAAGAGCAACGACUUAGCCGUGUUAAGAGCUGAGUUUGAGACGACAAUGAAAGAGUUGGAACAGUCAUAUUUACGAGAAAAGGAAGAAAUUAUUAAGCGACUGGGAAGUGAGCUUGACGACAAUGUUCAAGAAAAGGAAAGAAUGAUCGAAGAACUAGAAGCUAAACUUCAAGAAAAAGAACUAGAUGUUCAGUCAGUCAGAGAUGCAAAAGAUAAAAAUAUUGAAGAGCUAAAAGCUAAACUUCAAGAGCGAGAAGCGAUGUUAGAGUCAGCAAACGAGGGUGAGGAAUUACUUAAGUCGCAAUUAGAAGCAGCAAAACAGUUUUACGAAUCAGCGUCCAGGGACUUGAACGAUAUCCUUGAUGAUCUAAGAUCAAAAAACGAACAGCUUCAGAGACAGUUGAGCCAAAAAGACAACCAGCUUCAGUCUAUGAAGGAGGAUGUCAAGAAUACUGAAGAGGAACUAAAGCUGGACCUAGAGAAAGUUAUCCAAGAAAAAGAAGACCUCGCGGAGAGCUUUAGGGAAGAGAAAGCCGAAUUAGACUCUAGUUUAAUGGACAUGACUGCUAAAUACGCUGAGCUAGAGGCCCAGUUAGAGACCAUAAGCCACGAGAGGACUUCCUCGCUAGGCGAGAUGGGAGAAAUCAAGAGUGAGUUUGAUGAAGCAACUACAACUAAGGAGUCCCUCUCCUUAGAACUCGACAAAGCCAAGAAGAACUUUGAGAAAAUUAAAAUCAGGUUGAAGAACAACAUCAAAUCCACGCGCGAAGAGAAAGAAAAAAUGAAAGCGGAAAUAGAAAAGAUUUCUUCUGAAAAACAUGAGAUUUGCACAAAGCUCAGACAAGAAUUUGAGGAAGCCUUGAAGGACAAAGAUGAUGUUUUGUCUUCUUUAAGAGAAGAGAUGGAAUGUUUGCGAGCUGAGAAGGAUAGCUUGGUGAGUGACUUAGAUACGCGAGCUGAGGGUUCUAAAAUUGAAGAAAAGAUCAAAGCAAUGGACACUGAACGAAUGGUUGCUGCAUCACCUGGGGAGUACCUAAACGAAGCGCACAGCCAGGACGAGAUUGAGAGGUUAAAGCUCGAGCUAGAAGUGGUACAGCGUGAGAAGGAACAAAUACUAGAAGAGAAAGACAGGAUUCGCGAGAUCGUGAAAGAAGAGUUUGAUAACAUUUGCCAAGGGCUAAGAGGUGAUUUAGAAAGUGCUAUGAGAGAUCGAGACGAGAUACAGCGUUCUUCUCACAUUACGUUCCUCGAGAUGGAGAGAACAUUAGUGGAGAAAUCUAAGGUUUGCGAACAGCUUCAAGGAGCGAUAGAGGAAAAAGUGAACGAAGAUAUGACUUGGAAGGACGAGCUGGAAAGAUCCAAAGCUGAGCUGUUCACAAGAGCGUCAUCCCUGCACGAGGAGAAAAAGACAUUGGAAGAGAUUCGCGACGAAUUAGAAGCCAGUUUAUUUGAAUCCAAGCGUGAGCGGGAUCAACUGCAGUACGAUCUUGAGAAAUUGAAGGUUGAAAAAGAUAAAAUGCAAAAGCGUUUUGAUAGUGAGGUUGAAAAGGUUUUGAGAGAUAAAGGUGACGUUUGUAAGAAGCUUCGUCAGGACUUUGAAAAAGCUUUUGAAGAGAAGGACACCACCGUUCAGAAUUUAAAGAAGAUUCUAGACGAUUCCAGAAAAACAAAUUAUGAACUAGAGCGGGAAUUGUCAAAGAACAGCACCGAGCUACAACGGGUAAAAAAUGAAUUCGAUUCGAUCAUACAUGAAAAGGAUAGUGUGGUGGACAACCUCAGGAUCCGAAUUGAAGAAAUGCGAAAAGAGCGGGGAGAAAUGGAAGACAGAUCGAAAGCAGUUAUAGGAGAAGUUCAGACUCGCUAUGAUAGCAAAAUCCGGGAGCUCGAGGAGACGAUUGAGAAAACGUAUCUUGAAAAGGAAGAAAUGUUUAAUAGACUGUUGGCUGACUCAGAAAAAGGGAAGGAAGAGUUGAGUGAGGGGCUUCGACGGGAGUUCGAGGUUUUGAUCACACAAAAAGAUGCGGUAAUUCAAGAUCUACAGCAGGGCGGGGAAAGCUCUGUAUCCGAACUGAGGGAAGCGAGGGCAACAAACGAGUCGCUGGUAUCUGAACUAAGAAACGCCAAUGAAGACAAGGUUACCUUGAAAGAGCAACUAAAGCAGAUGGAGCAAGCUAUAGAAUCCCAAAGACAGCGUCACUCUGACGAAAUACAAAGAAUAAGCGCCGAAUACGAGCACCAGUGCGCAAAGUUAUCUCAGAAGAUUGAAUCUUUAUCCAGCGAACAAGAGGAAGCCAUUCAAGAUCUUGAGAAACAACUGAAGAAGGCCAAUAAAGAGAGUGUUAAAAUGGAGCUCGCACUUGCCGAGAAGGAGGACACGUUGAAUGAAAACACCAGUAGAAUUGAGGAGCUGGAGGCAUUGUGCGAGUCCCUCGAGGCAGACAAUAGUCAAAAGAAAUCUCUUCUUAAAGAUGAAGGAGGGAGGCUUACAAGCUUGGCUGAGUCAGAAGAGGCUUUGAAAAAUGAGAAAAGAGAGAAGGAUCAAAUUUUGUCUGAGAAGGAAGAAAUGCUUGGUGUAUUACAGCAGAGAGUUUCGGACCUUACUGAGAACAUCAGAGGGUUAGAAUCCAGCCGACAGGAGCUGGAGGAAUUAGUAGAUAAAUUACUUGAGGUUAGGAAAGAGUUGGAAGAGAAGGUAGCUGAAUUGAAAGAACAGCUUUCGAACAAUCAAAGGGAGAAAGAUAAUCUUACUUAUGAGAAAGAAGAGCUUGAAAGGCUUCUGGAAGCUGAGGGCACAAAGAUGGAAGAUUUGAGUCAACUGCUAAGUAAAAUGGAAGAAGAGUUCAAGAAAAAUAAAAUAGAAAAUGAAGCCCUGAAGGAUGAAUUGACUAAACUGACUAUUUUGUCGCCAAAUGAAGAUACCUCUGAACAGACGACACAGCAAUUGAUUGAGCUUCAAAAACAUCUACAAAUUCUCCAGCAGAAAAACAUGGAUCUAGAAACACAAGCUAAAGCAGGCCCAGGUUUGGAGCUUCAAUUGAUUCAACUUCAAGAAGAGUUGCUAAGCCUCAAGCAGAAAAACACGGAUCUUGACAAUCAAGCCAAGACCGAAGCAGAACCAGUGCUUGAGCGCCAGCUCCAACAAUCGCAUCAGAAAGAAGACCAUAUGGUCGAAGAGUUGAACGCUUUGAAGAUCCAACUGAACUCAGCCAACACCGAGCUGGAGUCCACACAAUCUAUGAACGAAAAAUUGAAAAGGAAGCUAAGACAGUUACUAAAGAAGAAGGGUAAAAAUGAUGAGGAUGACCUCGAUGCGGAUGCGGUUAGGGAGGAGCUAGAACAAGUUCGUAAGGAUAAGAUAGAGAGCGAAAAAGUUGCACAAGAAUUGCGAAUGGAACUCGAAGAAGUCGUAAGCAACAGGGAUAAAAUUGUGGGCGAACUCCGCGAAAAAAUGCAACAUGUUGCAAGUGAGAAAGAGCGUAGCGAGAUUCUGAAUGAUAAGUAUCAGAAGCUCGUGCAAGAAAAAGAUAAGCUGAUCAAAGAGCAGGCGCAGGAUUUGGAGAAGAUCAAGCAAGCGAAUCAAGCGAUAAAAGAUGAAAGGGUAGCACUUGAGGCUAGCUAUGCAGAGGCUGUGAUGGGGUCAGAGCGUACUAUGAAAGAGAAAGACGCGUUACUUGAUGAACUCGAUCAAGCGAAGAAGGAAAUACAACAGUAUGAGGAAGGUACAGCUCUUGAACAGAAAUCAGCGCUUAUUCAAACGCUUGAGGACAAACUACGAGAACUUGCUACCGAACACGAAAAGCAGCUGCAAAGCCUAAAAACCGAGUUUAGUGUCACCACUGCUGAGAUGAAGCAAACUAUAGAGAGAAAAGACGAAGAGCUCAAGUCAAAUUCAGAACAACUACAUGACUUAUCCGGAAAGCUCGAGGCAUUAAACAAACAGCGAGAAGAUAUUGACUCGCUACAAGCAAAUUUCGAUCAUAUUGUUUCAGGAUUGAGAAACGAUUUGGAGCAUGCCCUUCAGGGUAAAUCCGCUGCCGAUGAGCUCGCGCAUGAGUUUAGAGUUCAGCUAAGGCGGCUUGAGGCCCAAGUGAAACAAAAGCCCGUUCAGUAUAAAGACGCAAUAGUUGACUGUGUGGACCUGAAAGACGAUGUAUUGAAUGCGAAAAAUGAGAUGAUCGAAAGCUAUGAACUGGAGAUUGAGUCGUUCAAAGAUGAGGUAGCGGUUUUGAAAAAGGAAUUGGAUGGUAUUGUUACGGAGAAAGAGGGUAUUGUUCAAAGCUCACGAUCGCCAGUGGAUGCUGUUCCUGGUCCGAUGUGUAGCGAGGUGACCGACGGUGAUCAACAAAAACACCCGAAUAUAGUAAAGGAAAGUGACAGUGAUCUUCAGGGACACUCGGAUUCGAUCAAACGCUUGCAAGAAGAGCUGAAAGAGAGAAACUCCGCUCAUCAAGAGCUUGAGCAGAAGAUGCAAGAUCUGAGAGAAAACUUCAGCGCUGACUUGUCAGAGUUGGAACAGAACUUCAAGAUAAUCGAAGAAGAGAAUUCAGCUUUGAAAUUGAACGUGGAAGCCCUGGAGUCUGAGUUACAACUCAGUGUGAAAGAGAAACUAGAAAAUGAGCACAUACUUCGGGGACUCAGGGAAGACCUCCAAGAAGCAAUGAGCGAUAAACAAAUAAAGGAUCGCGCUUUGCAUGACCUUCGGAUUGAAAAUGACCGCAUGCGAAAGCAACUUCCGACAAGUGGCAAACAGUUGCCGGUUAUUCUUCCGUUUGAGAUACGACAAGUGUCCGAAAGGUCUUCGAUUGAUGAAGAGUACAAGACGGGCUAUGUCCGUGAUAUAUUGAACCUCUCUAGUGAAGAGCCUCAAAAACUGAUGAAAGAAGGUAAAGUUCUUCUUAAAUCUUCACCAGACGUGAAGUCGGUUGGUAUUAAUACCGAAGUUCCAUUCCAAGGAGAUAAUCGAACUGAUAGCACAAACGAAAAAGGAACACCGAGGGACGAUGUUGAUAAACGACUACAGCAACAGCUGAAGAUUAACACAAAAUUGAAACAAAUGGUGAAGCAUUUGAAGGCUGAUGUGACGAGUCUUAAGGAGGACGGUGAGAAAGCUAGUAAGGAGAGUUGGAUCAAAGAGCAGAAGCUAAGGGAAAUGCGCUCUGAGAUGGAAGAACUUGUCAAAGACAAAGAAGAUAUGGUCAACGGAUUUAGAGACAGGCUCAACACCCUUGCUAACGAUAAAGGUCAACUGGUAGAUAGUUUAAAAGAAGAGUACGAGAUUCUAUUUGCCCAGAAGGAGGAUUCAUUUAUGCACGUCCGUGAUGAGUUAGAAAAGUCUCAAGAGGAUCUGUUGCACAUGCAGGUUGAGUUAGAUUCAUGCAAGUCCGAAAUCUCUGACACUAAGAAAAAGAAUAAAGAACUACAAGAAACUCUGUAUAAGCUCGAGGCGCACUCAUCUGAACUGAUUUCCGAAAAUGAUUCCUUAAAAUCACGCAUUGAUAUAGCUGCUAUUGAACUUGAAAGCAUCCAAGCCGAGAAGUCUGAGCUUGGAAAACGUAAUUGGGAUCUUGAAGAAAUAGUGACGAACUUGCGAGAGGAUUUAGAGAGUUUGGUAAAGCACCGUGCUGAGCUUGAAGAACAAUUGGCAAACUUUGGCGCUCCAUUGCAGACUAAUGUUUCUCAUUUAAGAACAGAGAUCUCUUCUUCAGCUGGUGACGACUCGUGUUCCUCUGCAGCAGUUUCUUUUGACUUGAAAGCAAAGCUGAAGGAAGCUAAGCAGGCCAUCGCACUUCAAAGACAAGAAUUUGAAGAAAGCUACAAUAACCUGCUCGAAGAAAAAGAACGAGCAACUGAAAGCAAACUGGAAGCAGAACAACGAGUUCAAGAACUGAGAGCAGAGCUGGGAGCGUUUGUUAAAGAAAAGGAUGAGAUCAUUAAUGGUCUCAAGGCGAAAAUGGACUCUGCGCUUGCCGAGCAGAGCGGCAAUGCAAACACGAUGCUGCAGGAUUACGAGAGAAUCCUCGCCGACAGAACGGAGGAGUUAGAUGAGAAAAUGAACCAGCUGUCGCAAGCAAAUGAGGAGAUUCUAGCGCUAACGGAAGACAAGGACUCUCUCUUGAAUGAUCUUCGGGAUUUGGAGAAUGAACUAAGAGCUUUACGCGAAGAUAAAGAUUAUCUCGGUAAGGAAUGCGAUGAGCUGAGAGACAAGCUUUUCUCAAGUUCUACACAGAACUCAGAACUAGAGGAUCAGAUAACUAAUAAUUCCUCUGAAAUACAAGGUUUAAAGAAUGAGGUUGAAUAUCUGAAAGAAGAAAAAAAUAAUAGUUAUGAACAGAAAUUGAUUAAUCAACUAAAAAAUGAAGUUCUUGAACUUUCUGCUGUGAAGGAAUUUAUAGAAAUUGAGCUCAAAACAGCGGCUAAAGAUCGGGAUAUGCUGCGGGCGAAAUUAAAGAAAGACUAUAAUAAAAUUAAUAAUUCACUGAAGUUUGAUUUGGAGCAGGCUAGAGAGCAGCUUUUAGAUCGGGAAAAGUCGGUACAGGAGCUUCGUGUUGAGGUUGAGCGAGUAGUUAAGGAAAAGGAACAAUUAGCAGCAGUACUAAGAGGUCAGCGGUCUGCCCAGGAAGGUCUAGAAACGGACACUCCUGUCUUUAGUGCUGCUCCGUCGCCUAGCAACGAAGGAUUUGCUAAUACGUUACAAGAAAUGAAACAAGAGAUGAAUCGCUUGUCGAGCGAAUGCGAAAAGGCAAGGAAAGACAAGGAUAAACUGUACACAAAAUUUCAGAAGAUCAGUCAAGGUCUUAGAAAUGAUCUGGAUGCGGUUGUCGCAGAGAGGGAAGAGAUUUCCAAGAAACUAGAAAAACGUACAGUAGAGUACAAUGGAGUUGUGAGGUCAUUACGGGAGAAAGAAUCUUCUAUUGUUAAGCUCAGGGUUCAGUUUGAUAACAUUGGUCAGGGCUGGCGUGCUGACCUCGAGACUGCCAGAAACGAAAGAGAUGCCGCACUGCGCCAAGUAGAGUUACUUAAAGGUGCGACUCCCUCUUUAAACGUAGAUGACGGGAAUGGACUUCAAGAAAGACUGGACUCGCUAAGAGCCGAGAAGGAACUCGCUCAGGAGAAGCUUAGAGUAGUGUCCCAAACUUGUAGUGAGCUCACGGCGAAGGUUACUGCGCUGGAGCAGCAAAAGAAUGCAUUGGAGUACGAGUUGGUGAGCUUCCGGGAGCAACAUGAGUUGCAUCACGUGCAAGCGGCUCAGGUAUCGACUUCUUCUACUGUAGCCCAGGUCCAUGUGCCCGUGGUAGCUGAAGAGCUUACGGAGGUUGUAGUUGACGGAGAACUCCAGUCGCCACCUGAAUCAAUGGGGAUGUCGGACAUACAAGAACGGUUCGAAGAGACCCGAAAAUUGUACGAAGAGAAGUGCCAAGGCUACACAGACCUCGAGACACACUUGAAGGAAGAGCGGGAAGCGAGACAAGAACUUGAAAAACGAUUGAACCAAACGGAAGAACAACUUCGACACAAGAGACCAACACAGCUUGCUAUCGACAUCGACGACGAAGACGACAGUACAAGCUCAUCGGAGUCCAGACGAUUGCUUUACCAGUACUCUACUUCGCAUGUCGGACGGCAAGUCAAGUCUUCGGCGUCCUUUCUUAGACAGAUUUUCAGACGGGGCAAACCUCUGUCGUCAUUGGGUCUCCCACGUGGUCUUGGCAGGGCUGUUGUGAUUGGCUACGUUGUCUUAUUACACGUGUUUGCUCUGAUGUUCGUCUUCAAACUGUUCACGUGACACAGGAAUGUGACGUAAAUGUAACGUUACUUAUGCAAACGCUCCCCUUGUGACUCACAUACUGCUUACGCCCGAGCCAUCCAUCGUGAUAUUUAGAUAAUCAGAAUAGAAGUCGCGAGUGCGUCAUCUAUUUUAAAGAGGGCGACUAGUGCAAAAAAUGUAGAUAAAUAGGGAAUAAGAAGGAUUUUUUUCGUAAACCAAAAAGGCUAUUGUUAUCGACACAAUAAACCGCCUUGCUGCCGUGUUGUCUAAACAGACUGUCCUGAGGCCUAUUUUUAUUGUGUGACGCGCCCUUUGUGGCCACCAGAACAAAUAUUUAAGAAACGUAAGAAUGCGUGAAUCACAAGCCUCAAACGGCUCAGUCAGUCGCCUUAGGAAAAUAACAAAUAUGAGAAUAUUUACAUCUGCAUGCUCGAGGAUCCAGCGUACUUUGCGGGCGCUCCCAAAGGUUUUCGAUUUAAUUUUUUAGAUUGAUGUAUUGAAUUCCACAUUUCUCCACCGUUUGCAAUGCUAGUAGGCCAUCAAGUUUCAAUUUAAUGAGAUAGAAGUUUUUUCUUAUCCUUUAUGGAUUAAGCCCCGUGCAAACUGCGCCAGCACCUGCCAGCAUUGCUGGCGAAUUCUUGCUCGACUGACCACAAGACAAAGGAAAUGUCAGAAAGUCCAUUUUCCAUUUUGACAUUUCUUUUGUCAUAUAGUAAGUCAAGCGAAAAUUCGCUAGCAGUUGCUAGCACAGUUUGCACGGGGCUUUGAUCCCUAAAACUCUCAAGGUCGCAAGGAUAGCGCGCGUCCCACAAUCCUCGAGCACUGCACAAAAUGUAAAACGGAGGGGCAUAUGAUUUGAGGGGUGGGAUUGGGUUGAAGCCGCAUUGUCACCAGUCUACUUCCGGUCGAUUACAUAACAAUCUCCGAUGAUUUUUUAACGGAAGACGCAAAACAUAUUUCAAAAUUGUGAAAGCAGUAUGUCUAUUGGAAGUUUCUUUGAGGAUGUGGAUUCUUAUAGAUUCUAUUGUCUUUUAACGGUUGAGGUUUCCGUCGGACCACCGGAAGUAAACUGGUGACAAUGCUGCUUUAAGUUUUAGUUUUAGCUUUUCGCUGUUGCCUUUGCAUUAGUAAAUUACUUUUAUUCAGAGAUUUAAUUAUAUAAUUGUAAUGCAGACGGUGAUGUUGCUUUAAAUACGAAAUCGCAACAAAUGUUGAAAGACAGUAAAUAUUUUAAAGAUAUAAGAGAACCAAAUAAAGUGACUAUUUCGAGGAUAAAAA